AUGGUGGUGACUCUAUUUACUUCAUCUAGUAUUUACGAUCAUUCUGAUUUUCAGGCGAACUGGUUCGUUCCUCUCGUGCUACUUUCAACUUUCGUAAUCUCUACCGUUACCGGCAAUACAGAAUGUGUUCGACAACCGGUAAAUAAUAAUUCUCAUGAUUUAAGUAAUUAUGAUGACAAGAUGGGUUCUACGAUGGCUAAUAACAGCGACGGACAUUUCAAUGUAGAAGAUUGCGCGGGUAAUCGUGAAUGGAUUCCAAGAAUUAAUAAUCAACCAGAAACAAGUGAAUUUUAUAAUAUCGGUGGUUUCUUUCAUCGCUGCAGACAAGCUUGUGCAAUGCAAAGACAUUUGAUACCUCUAAAUGCUUGGGUUAUGUUGCUAUUGAUGCGACUUGCUUACGCAGGACAUAAGUGUGUUUGGAUACAUGGCACUGUACAUUGUCAUAAGGAUCCUGCAAAAAAUUUGAAUGUUGAAGUACGAGUUUAUGAUCGAGAUGGGCUAUCAAUUGCCAAGAUUAUUGAUCCAGAUGAUUUAAUGGGAGUGACAUUCACAAACGAAGACGGCUCGUUCCAGUUAGAUGGAUGCGGCGCAGACAUUGAUUGGAUUCCUGGUAUUCCGAACUAUCCGGAACCGUAUUUACAAAUAUUGCAUUAUUGCAACAGCCAGACAGGUGAAAUUCUAAGGCUUCCACCCUUCAGAACUUUUGUGCCAAAGACGCAUGAAAUUGGCACAAUUAAUCUCGACUUGCCGAUUCAAGUUUCACCUGCAGAAAAUAAUGCUAAGUUGAUGAAUUAG
This is a messenger RNA of Cercopithifilaria johnstoni, 795 nucleotides long. The record is from the annotation of a GenBank genome assembly. NCBI's taxonomy places the organism in Eukaryota, Metazoa, Nematoda, Chromadorea, Rhabditida, Onchocercidae.